Molecule: messenger RNA, 7507 nt
Organism: Hemiscyllium ocellatum (epaulette shark)
Lineage: Eukaryota; Metazoa; Chordata; Chondrichthyes; Orectolobiformes; Hemiscylliidae
Gene: bod1l1
Product: biorientation of chromosomes in cell division 1-like 1
Exons: 15
Coding region: 58-7011 (2317 amino acids)
Source: RefSeq, a predicted model, not a curated record
GGGCUGGCGGCGGGUGGCGGAGCGCGCGGCCGCGGUUGCUGAGUGACGUCGCUCGGGAUGGCGGCUCUGGCGCCGGGAGACCCGAAGCUCGUUUCCAUGAUUGUCAACCACCUGAAGAGCCAGGGCCUCUUCGACCAGUUCCGCCGCGACUGCCUGGCCGACGUCGACACCAAGCCUGCAUAUCAGAAUUUACGGCAGCGAGUGGAUAACUUUGUGUCCAACCAUCUUGCAAGCCACACGUGGAGCCCUCAUCUGAACAAGAAUCAGCUAAGGAACAGUCUUAGACAGAUGGUCCUACAAUCAGGUAUGCUAGAAGUUGGUGUCGACAGGAUCAUUUCUCAAGUCGUGGAUCCAAAGAUAAAUCACAUAUUCCGGCCUCAAGUUGAGAAAGCCGUACAUGAGUUUUUAGCAACUUUGGAUCAGAAAGAAGAGCCUACUGCUAUGAGUCUUGUGCCGAGCUCUGAGAAAUCAGAGCCAACGACCCCAGGUCUUUCGUCUACUGGUCCAAGUACAAGCAAAGCUGAUGAUGCUCUUUCUAUUCUGGACACAAUAACCUCACUUAAUCAGGAAGCCAGUGCGGCCAGGUCUACAGUAGAAAAUGCAUCGAAUAAGAAUGGUGAAAAGAGCUCCAAGAAAAACUUUACUUCAGAAUUCAAGUCUCAACAAAGUUUUGAUUUGGGAAUGGAGAAAGAUCGCACUAAUGAAGAGUUAGAAAAACUUGCGUUAGAAACCAAAAUAGAUGAUGGAAGGAUUUGUUCUAAGUCAGAAGGCUCAAAUAACAUUUUAAUGCCUGUGAAAGAUUUUGAGGAAAAAAAUGCAACAUCUGAGAUCAUAGAAGAAUGUCUUGAAGAUAUGAAUGCAAUAAAGGACAAAAUUGAUAAGGUGGAUAAGAAGGAUGUUCUAAGAAAGGAUGAAUAUUCUGGAUUUUCAAAGGAGGAAAGAAGAGGAAAGGGAAAAGAAUAUGAAUCUAUGAAAUACAUCACUGCGGCUCUAACCAUUAAGCAGAAAGCCAAGGAAAACUUAAAGAAAGAAUAUUCUUUUGAGGAUUCUGAUUUUGAAGGCCUUAGCGACAUCACUGUAAGUUCAGUACAUACCAGUGAUCUGUCGUCUUUUGAUGUGGAUGAUGAAGAGGAGGAGGGUGAAAUUGCAGCUUCUGACAGCACUGAAGACAACCAAGAACAAAGUUCAGAAGAAAAAGAUACUAAGUUGGAAACAAACGAGGAUCAAAAGGAGGGACGAGCAAAACCCGUGCGACAUCCAUACAUCCACAAACCAUUUUUAUAUUCAAAGUAUUAUAGUGAUUCAGAUGAUGAAGAAACAGUAGUUCAGCGUCGACAGUCAAUCGCUAAAGAGAAAGCCGAACGGUUACUUAGGCGGCAGUGGAACAGGGAGAGAAGAGAUGAUAAGCGCAAACAGGUGGAAACUGAUAAAGACAGACCACCAGAGGAGAGAUGCAGUGAUGAAGAACGUCAUCACACAUUGCAAAAAGGUGUUGGCAGUAAUUCAGAUGUUGUAAUGAAUUCAAGGAAAAUGCAACAAUCAACAGCCCUAAAUUCUAAAGUAAAUAAAGCAACAUUGAAAGAACAAAGGGUCUUAGAGAAAAAAGUGGCAUUAAGAAGAAAAAGAAAACGAGAUUUAAGAACUCUAUCAGAGGAUCUUGUCUUGCAUGAAGAUCGGAAAAGAAAGCGUGCACAGCCAGAAGAUUUUAAAGAAAGACAGAUUAAAACGGAGUUUCUUUUUCAGAGCAAAGAAAAGGUGGUCGCUUCUUCUAUUUUAAAAGAUUCCAAGAGUGCAUCACCCUCAGAUGUACUUUCAAAGCCAUUGAGGAGACUUUCAGAAUGUAUUCAAUUAAAUGAGAGUAGAAAUGAAUUGAAAGUAGAUCGUGAGCCUUGUCGAAAACAGCUAAGAAGGAAUUCUUCCAUUCAAGAUUCGGAUGUGGAAGCAUUAAAAGUGACAGGAAUUAAUAAACUUAACUUUGAAACAGAAGGAAAUAUGAAUGAUAAAGAAGCAUCUAAACAGAAAGAUAAAGAAGAAGAAAGUGAUGAGCAAGUGAUCAUGUCUAAGAGUGGUUCUGCAGACAGCGUUCAUAUAGAUAUUGAUCAUAAGCUGAGGAACCCUUCAGAGGAGAAAGCCAUUCAGAAUUGCCUCCAUGUUUUCGUAUCAAAGACUGGCAACAAAACUUCAGUUUCUUCUAAUUCUUCAGAUUUGCCUGUAGUUGAACAGAGCCAAGAUCUUAAACUGAAAGAGUACUCAAAAGUGAAGGAAGACAAAGGUGAUGAAAAAGGGAAAGAAAAAAGACGUGAUUCUGAAAGCUUCUUGUCAAAAUCCAGGGACAAUAUACAAGAAGACACAAAAGGCCAUGAGAAGAACAAAGAAAAGAGGAGUGAUGCUGAAAGUGCUCGACCAAAAUUCAAAGAAAACUUUCAAGAAGAUUCUAAUGCCAGUGAAAAGUUGAAAGAAAAACAGAAUAAUUCUGAAAGCCCUUACCCCAAAUUACAGGGAAACACAUAUGAAUAUGUUAAAAGCCAUGAGAAAGGCAAAGAAAAGAAAAGUGAAGCUGAGCAGAUUCGAACAAAAUUUAAAGAAAGUGUGCACGACGAUAAAGGCAAGGAAAAGAGAAAUGAUUCUGAACGCUCUCGGUCACGAUCUAAAGAAAGCGUGCAGGAAGAUGCAAAAGGCAAAGAGAGGAGAAGUGAUUCUAGAAACUCUUGGUCAAAAUCCAGAGAGAGAGUGCAAGAAGAUUCAAGAAGUUACGAGAAAGUGAAAGAGAUUCAAAACACAUCUGAUAGCACUCAGUCAAAAUCAAAGGAAAAUUUUCAGGAAGAUGUGAGGAGUAAAGAGAAGAGAAAGAAUUUUGAAGAUGCGCGAUUGAAGUCCAAGGAAGAUUUGCAUGAUGAUAGGCGUAAUGAGAAGAGAAUAGAAAGGAGACACAAUUCUGAAAGCUCUCAGUCAAAAUUGAAGGAAUUAGUUGAAACUUCACGUUUGAAAUCAAAGGACACUUUGGAAAGCACAAAGUCGAGAUCGAAGGACUGCAGUGAAAGCUCUCAAUCAAAAUCCAAGGACAGUAUUGAAAGCUCACGAUCUAAAUCCAAGGAUAGCAGUGAAAGCUCACGUUCAAAGUCAAAGGAUGCUGUUGAAAGCUUAAAAUCAAAAUCCAAGGACAGCAGUGAAAGCUUACACUCUAAAUCCAAGGAUAGCAUUGAAAGCUCGAGGUCGAAAUCCAGGGACAGUGUUGAAAGCUCAAGGUCAAAAUCCAGGGACAGUGUUGAAAGCUUGCGGUCAAAAUCCAGGGAUGGCUUUGAAAGCUUGCGGUCAAAGUCCAGGGACAGUAUUGAAAGUUCAUGGUCAAAAUCAAAGGACAGUACUGAAGGUUCAGCGUCUAAAUCCAAGGACAAUGCUGAAAACUCACGAACCAAACCGAAAGACAGUGCAGAAGGUCUGCGAUCAAAAUCCAAGGACUCCAUUGAAGGCUUUGGGUUGAAAUCCAAGGAUUCUGUUGAAAACUCGCAUUCAAAAUCCAAGAGUGGCAUAGAAUGCUCACGAUCAAAAUCCAUGGACAGUGUUGAAAGCUCACGGUCAAAGCCCAAGGACAAUGCAGAAAGUUUGAGAUCAAAACCCAAAAACAGUGGUGAAAGCUCGAGGUCAAAACCCAAGGACAGCAUUGAAAGCUCACGUUCCAAAUCCAAGGAUGGCAUUGAGAGCUCUCGGUCAAAACCCAGAGACAGCUUUGAAAGCUUGCAGUCAAAAUCCAAGGAUAGCUGUGGGAGCUCACGGUCAAAAUCCAAGGAUAGCAGUGAGAGUUCACGGUCAAAACCAAAGAACAGCUGUGAAAGUUUGCGGUCAAAAUCCAAGGACCAUGUUGAAAACUCGCAGCCAAAACCCAAGGUUAACAUUGAAACUUCGCAGUCAAAAUCAAAAGACAGUUCUGAAAUCUCACGGUCAAAAUCAAAAGACAGCUCUGAAAUCUCACGGUCAAAAUCAAAAGGCAAUUCUGAAAUCUCACGGUUAGAAUCAAAAGGUAGCUGUGAACUCUCGCGGUCAAAAUCAAAAGACAGCUGUGAACUCUCGCGGUCAAAAGCAAAAGUCAGCUCUGAAAUCUCGCGCUCAGAAUCAAAAGACGACUCUGAAAUCACGCGGUUAGAAUCAAAAGACAACUCUGAAAUCUUGCGCUCAGAAGACAACUCUGAAAUCUCGCAGUCAAAAUCAAAAGGCAGCUCUGAAAUCUUGCGCUCAGAAUCAAAAGACAACUCUGAAAUCUCGCAGUCAGAAUCAAAAGCUAGCUGUGAAAUCUCAACGUCAAAAUCAAAAGACAACUCUGAAAGCUCGCGGUCAAAGUCGAGAGACUGCACUGAAAGCUCACGGUCAAAAUCAAGAGACUGCACUGAAAGCUCGCAGUCAAAAUCAAGAGACUGCACUGAAAGCUCGCAGUCAAAAUCAAGAGACUGCACUGAAAGCUCGCAGUCAAAAUCAAGAGAAUGCACUGAAAGCUCGCAGUCAAAGCCAAAGGACAAUAUUGAAUGUAAUCAGAAGGGAAUAGAAGAAAGACAUGACUCAGAAAAUAUUCAGUUAAAAUCCAGAGAUUCAGAGACAUCACCAUUAAAAUCUAAGGAAACAUUAGAGGCAGUCAUUCAGUUUGAGAAAGCACAAAAGUGGCAUAAUUCUGAGUUAGAGUUCAGAGAAACAGUAUGGAAUGAUAUCCAAGACAAUGAAAAAGGAAUGGAGAAGAAGCAUGGUUCUGUAAACACUUGGUCAAAACCCAAAGAGCAUUCAGAAAGCUCUCAAUCAAAAUUCAAGGAGAACUUGCAAGACAACGUUCAAAGCAGUGAGAAAGAAAUUGAAAAAAGGCUUGAUUCAAAAAGCAUGUAUUUUGAGAAGUCCCGAUCAAGGUCCAAGGAAGACUUGCAGGAAGAUGGAGUUAAUAAGAACGUGGAGAAAAUACAUGAGUUUGAAUCUAUUCAGUCAAAAUCAUGGGAACCUUUUCAACAUUCAUUAUUAAAAUCUAAAGAACAGUCUGAAAGCUCUCGAUCAAAAUACGAAGAAAAUUUGCCACAGGUUUCUCAAAACAGUGAGAAAGGAACAGACAAAUGUAUUUCUGAAAACAUACAAUAUUUAAAAUCCAUGGAAUACUCUGAAAGUUCUCGAUCAAAAGAAGAUCAAGAAAACAUUCAAGACAGUGAAAAAGGCGAGGAAAAGAAAAAUGAUUUCCAAUAUAUUUGGUCAGAGUCCAAAGAAUAUUCUGAAACUCUUCAAGAAAAACCCCGAGGAAAAGCACAAAGCUGUGAGAAUAAAGUAGAAAAGAAGGAUAAUUUUGAAAAUGUUCAAACAGGCUCGAUGGAUGAAACACAAAAUAAUCAAGGAAUUGAAAAACUGAAAGAAAAUGUGUCUCAAAAUUAUUUUCCCAAAUCACCCGCAGUUAGCUAUCAAGAUACUCAAAACGGUGAAACAAAAGGUAAACUGGAAAACUUAGCUCCAGUGCCCAAAAAAAAUGUGAAAUCUGCUCAAGGUAUUGGAACUGAAGAAAGAAGUGAACGUGAGAAUGAUCAACCAGAAUCUGAAGCGCACCUUCAGGAAGUUCUUGAAAGUAGUGAGACAGAGAAGAAAAAUUAUUCCAGAAGCUCAGAAUCAAAACUAAAGGAACAGCAAAUGAAAGAUAUUGACAAAACCGAUGAUACAGGGAAACAUUCUGCAAACCUUACGUCAAGUUCAAAGGAAGAAGUACAAACUGAUCAGAGUGCUGAAAAAGGAACUGACACAGCAAGCUCCCAGUUAAAAUCAGAAGAAAACAUGGUGGAUACACAAGUAAUUGGACACGGUGGCGCAGGAGAUUUACUGGUGGAAACGGAGAAGUUUCUGAAAAGUGGAGACCAGUUAGAGGAGAGAAAUGAAGCCUAUAAAAGUGGAGCAAGUGAAGGCAGCCAUUUGAAGGAUGUGCCGAAUGGUGAUAAAGAGCAAAAAUCUGUCCAAAUCAGAACUGGUAAUUGUAGUGCAGAAUUGUUGCAAAAAGAGCAAACUGAGGACCCAGCUCAUGACCAAGCUGAGAGGAUAAAUGAGUUAAACAUUCCUCUAAAUGUGAAACAACAAGGCUUUCUACGUUCUCCUUCUCAGACUAUUUCUCCAGAAGCUCCAACAUUAAAUGAUGCAAGUCUUCAACAUCCAGCUGCAAGCAGAGCACAGUUUGUUCAUUAUAAUACUCCUUCACCAGCCACUCCGACACUUGAUGAAAACUUCAGCAAUGAGGCAUCCUCUGGUUCUAAAAGUGUGGUUGAAUCUUCUUUAGAAGAUUCUGAAAAGCAAAAAGGUUGUACUUCAGCAAAUAUCAAAGAAGUUUUAUAUAAUGAACAGCAAGUUGAAGAAUUGGAAUCAAAAUGUGACCUGUUGAAUGUGAAAAAACAAGAGUUGCCAGUUCAGCAGGAUGUUGUAUCAGAGGUAAUCACAAGUGCCAGUUGUGAGUGGAAAGAUGAAGUUGCGGCGGAGCAAUCUGUUAAAGGUGCUGAAGAGCAAAGUUCCUGUCAGAGAGAAAGAAAACCCAAGCGCCCUUCCUCUCCAGUAGAAAAUCCCUCUAAGCGAAGGCAUCUUCAUUCAGAGGAGAAAAAUACAAUAGAGGAAGAAAUGCACAAACCCCAUUCAGAAGCUGCACCAGUUCAAGAACAAGAUGCAGAAAAACCAACACAAUCUCGAAGCAAAAUUGCUACCAAGCUUGAAGAAAGAACAAGAAGCCAGGCAUCUGAUUUGAACAUUCAGAAUAAACCAACUACUCGUGCAGCCAAAAGAAUUAGUAGCCCUGAGCAUCUCCCAGUGACUGAACGAGAACGGCGUUCAUCAGCUUCAGCAAAAGAGAAAUUAACAUCUGAUACAAAAGCUGUGAAAGCUCCAGUAACAAUGUCAGUUACAAGAUCAAGGAGUCAGCCAUCUCCUGUGGCUAAACAAGGACGCAAACGAGAAGCCAGUCCAGGAGAACGCAGAAGGGGUCAGCAAAAAAAUGAAGUGCCACCAAAGAGAACAAGGCGAUAACUAAGAAUGCUAGAUGUUGCUAGUCUGGCUGAACAAAAUUGUUAAGCUGUCUUGUAUAUUGUAUAUUAUAAAUUAAGUUAUAUUUGUUGUAGUAACACAAGGGAAACAUGUGAAGUCAGUAUUGAUAGAUUGAAACUGUCUUUUUUACUGUACUUAAAAUUUUGUGUUGUAUAUGGGAAAUGGUAACGAAAAUGUUAACGUGCUUUUACCUGUUGUAACUUGCAAUUUUAAGUACAAAGUUUUCAUUCUAUGAAUGUAUUUUAUUUUUACCAAAUCCUAUUUAAUUGACAAAAAAUUGUUUGCUGAGAAAAAGCAACUGAGGGAUACAACUAUUGACAAUAUACUGUACAUUUAAUGUGCAUCUCUUGUUAAUGUUCCAUAUGUUACAUCCUUGGAAUGGGUGACCAAAAUAUUUUGUAUUCACAUAAAACUCAUUGAGCAUGUACAAAUGGUUUAUAAUAAAAGAAAAUACUUGUUUAUAUAGUGCCUUAUCAUG